This is a messenger RNA of Sorex araneus (European shrew), 4103 nucleotides long. RefSeq names its product ATP binding cassette subfamily B member 1 (gene ABCB1). Gene Ontology annotation, biological process: transmembrane transport. The record is from RefSeq and is a predicted model, not a curated record. NCBI's taxonomy places the organism in Eukaryota, Metazoa, Chordata, Mammalia, Eulipotyphla, Soricidae. The transcript has 29 exons. Gene Ontology annotation, cellular component: membrane. Gene Ontology annotation, molecular function: ATP binding; ATP hydrolysis activity; ABC-type transporter activity. The coding region runs from base 244 to 4086 and encodes 1280 amino acids.
UCAUUACUCCUUAUCUGUGAAGUGUAGAACAAGAAGAAAUCACUUGAUUCAGAUACUCUCAAGAUUCCUAGAGGAUUAGAGAUCAUUUCUCAUUGUUCUACAAGCUCUUAUGUCAGGGAGCAUCCAAACAAAAAAGCACACAGAAAACCUCCAUGUGGUUCAUAUUACGGAUUGACUUAAAGUUCCUCAGUUGCAUUCUAAAGCUUUCUGCACUUAGAAAACAGAAAAACAAAGGUCAUAGCCAUGGAGCUGGAGAGGGUCAGUAAUGACAAAGUCCCGGUCCCGGAGAAGAACUUGGAAAAGAACAUAAAAAGCAAAAAAGAUGGGAAGGAAGAAAAGAAACCAACUGUUGGUGUUUUUGCAAUGUUUCGUUAUUCAAAUUGGCUUGAGAAGUUAUAUAUGGCACUGGGGACGUUAGCUGCCAUCAUUCACGGAGCUGGACUCCCCCUAAUGAUGCUGAUCUUUGGAGAUAUGACAGAUAGCUUUGCAUAUGCAGAAAACAGACCAAAUGGAACUUCAAAUAAUACUCCAGGUUAUCCCAACAUCUCUAAGGAAGAUGCCCUCAAUGAACUGGAGGACCAGAUGACCACGUAUGCCUAUUAUUACAGUGCAAUCGGUGCUGGUGUGCUUGUGGCUGCUUACAUUCAGGUUUCAUUCUGGUGCCUGGCAGCUGGAAAACAAAUAUUCAAAAUUAGAAAGCAAUUUUUUCAUGCCAUAAUGCGACAGGAGAUAGGCUGGUUUGAUGUGCAUGAUGUUGGAGAGCUGAACACACGACUCACAGAUGAUGUCUCCAAAAUUAAUGAUGGAAUUGGUGACAAAAUCGGAAUGUUCUUUCAAUCACUAGCAACAUUUUUCAUUGGCUUUAUAGUAGGAUUUACACGUGGCUGGAAGCUAACACUUGUGAUUUUGGCUGUCAGCCCUGUACUCGGAUUCUCAGCUGCUCUCUGGGCAAAGGUACUUUCUUCAUUUACUGAUAAAGAACUAUUGGCAUAUGCCAAAGCUGGUGCAGUAGCUGAAGAGGUUUUGGCAGCAAUUAGAACUGUGAUCGCAUUUGGAGGACAAAAGAAAGAACUUGACAGAUACAACAAAAAUUUGGAAGAAGCUAAAAAGCUUGGAAUAAAGAAAGCUAUAACAGCCAACAUUUCCAUGGGAGCUGCUUUUCUGUUGAUUUAUGCAUCGUAUGCUUUGGCAUUCUGGUAUGGGACCUCCUUGGUUCUCUCAAAAGAAUAUACUAUUGGACAAGUACUUACUGUCUUCUUUUCUGUAUUAAUUGGGGCUUUUAGUAUUGGACAGGCAACCCCAAGCAUUGAAGCAUUUGCAAAUGCAAGAGGAGCAGCUUAUGAAAUCUUCAAGAUAAUUGAUAAUAAACCAAACAUUGACAGCUUUUCAAAGAGUGGAUACAAGCCAGAUAAUAUUAAAGGAAAUUUGGAAUUCAAAAAUGUUCAUUUCAGUUACCCAUCUCGAAAGGACAUCCAGAUCUUGAAGGGCCUCAACCUGAAGGUCCAGAGUGGACAGACAGUGGCCCUGGUUGGAAACAGCGGUUGCGGGAAGAGCACAACUGUCCAGCUGUUGCAGAGGCUCUAUGACCCCACAGAUGGCAUGGUCACUAUCGAUGGACAGGAUAUUAGGUCCAUAAACGUAAGAUAUCUGCGGGAAAUUAUUGGCGUGGUGAGUCAGGAGCCUGUGUUGUUUGCCACCACAAUAGCUGAAAAUAUUCGUUAUGGCCGUGAAAAUGUUACCAUGGAUGAAAUUGAGAAAGCUGUCAAAGAAGCUAACGCCUAUGACUUUAUCAUGAAACUGCCUAAUAAAUUUGACACGCUGGUUGGAGAGCGAGGGGCCCAGUUGAGUGGGGGACAGAAACAGAGAAUCGCCAUUGCUAGAGCUUUGGUUCGCAACCCCAAGAUUCUUCUGCUAGAUGAAGCCACGUCAGCCUUGGACACUGAAAGUGAAGCAGUUGUUCAGGCGGCCCUGGAUAAGGCCCGAGAAGGAAGGACCACUAUUGUGGUAGCUCAUCGUUUGUCUACAGUUCGUAAUGCGGAUGUCAUUGCUGGGUUUGAAAAUGGAGUCAUUGUGGAGAAAGGGAAUCAUGAGGAGCUCAUGAAAGUGGAAGGCAUUUAUUACAAACUUGUCAGAAUGCAGACAAAGGGAAAUGAAAUUGAAUUAGAAAGUUCAGCUGAGGAAUCCAGUGAUAUCUUGCAAAAUUCUUCAAAUGAUUUGGCAUCAGGUCUAACAAGAAGAAAAUCAACGAGAGGUAGUAUCCGUGCAUCACCAAGCCAAGACGAAAAAAGUACAAAAGAGGCUGUGGAUGAAAGUGUACCUCCAGUUUCCUUUUGGAGGAUUUUGAAGCUGAAUCAAACAGAGUGGCCUUAUUUUGUGGUUGGUGUAAUCUGUGCCAUCAUAAAUGGAGGCUUGCAACCAGCUUUUUCAGUCAUUUUUUCAAGAAUCAUUGGAGUUUUUACCAGACAUGAGGAUAGUGAUGAGACAAAAAGACACAAUAGCAACUUAUUUUCACUAUUGUUUCUAGUGCUUGGAAUUAUUUCUUUUAUUACAUUUUUCCUUCAGGGCUUCACUUUUGGCAAGGCUGGAGAGAUCCUCACCAAGCGGCUCCGGUACAUGGUUUUCAAGUCCAUGUUAAGACAGGAUAUGAGCUGGUUUGAUAACCCUAAAAAUACCACUGGAGCAUUGACUACCAGGCUUGCCAAUGACGCUGCUCAAGUUAAAGGGGCUAUAGGUGCCAGACUUGCUGUAAUUACCCAGAAUAUAGCAAAUCUUGGGACAGGCAUUAUAAUAUCCUUAAUAUAUGGCUGGCAGUUAACACUUUUACUCUUAGCAAUUGUACCGAUCAUUGCAAUAGCUGGAGUUAUUGAAAUGAAAAUGCUAUCUGGACAAGCACUCAAAGAUAAGAAAGAACUUGAAGGUGCUGGGAAGAUUGCUACUGAAGCAAUAGAAAAUUUCAGAACUGUUGUUUCUCUGUGUCAGGAGGAAAAGUUUGAGUAUAUGUAUGCACAGAAUUUGCAGGUACCAUACAGAAACUCUCUGAAAAAAGCACAGAUCUUUGGAAUCACAUUUGCAUUUACCCAGGCAAUGAUGUACUUUUCCUAUGCUGGCUGUUUCCGGUUUGGUGCCUACUUGGUAGCAAGGGAGCUGAUGGUCUUCCAGGAUGUUCUGUUAGUAUUCUCUGCUAUUGUCUUUGGUGCCAUGGCCGUGGGGCAGGUCAGUUCAUUUGCUCCUGACUAUGCAAAAGCCAAAACAUCAGCAGCUCAUAUCAUCCAUAUCAUUGAAAAAGUUCCUCUGAUCGACAGCUAUAGUAGUAAAGGCCUCCAGCCGAAAACAUUGGAAGGAAAUGUGACAUUCAGAGAAGUGAUGUUCAACUAUCCCUCUCGACCAGACAUCCCUGUGCUGCAGGGGCUAAACCUCCAGGUGGAAAAGGGCCAGACGCUGGCCCUGGUGGGCAGCAGUGGCUGUGGGAAGAGCACGGUAGUCCAGCUCCUGGAACGGUUCUAUGACCCUCUGUCCGGAACAGUGCUAAUUGAUGGUGAGGAAAUUAAGCACCUGAAUGUCCAGUGGCUCCGAGCACACCUGGGCAUCGUGUCCCAGGAACCCAUCCUAUUUGACUGCAGCAUUGCUGAGAACAUUGCCUAUGGAGACAACAGCCGGGUUGUGCCAAUGGAAGAAAUUGUGCAGGCAGCCAAGGAGGCCAACAUCCAUCCCUUCAUUGACGCACUGCCCAAUAAAUAUGACACCCGAGUGGGAGACAAAGGCACUCAGCUCUCUGGAGGCCAGAAACAGCGCAUCGCCAUAGCACGAGCACUGGUUCGACACCCUCACAUUUUGCUUUUGGAUGAAGCAACAUCUGCUCUGGAUACUGAAAGUGAAAAGAUUGUCCAGGAAGCCCUGGACAAGGCCAGAGAAGGCCGCACCUGCAUUGUGAUCGCCCACCGCCUGUCCACCAUCCAGAAUGCAGACCUCAUCGUGGUGUUCCAGAAUGGUCGGAUCAAGGAGCAGGGCACACACCAACAGCUGCUGGCACAGAAGGGCAUCUACUAUUCCAUGGUCAGUGUUCAGACUGGAGCAAAGCGUUUGUGAACUGUGGCUUCAUAAGC